GACACUCAAGGUGAAGCGGCGGCAGUCGGGGGCGCCCGAGCCGGCCAAGUUCAUGGGGCACGGAGCCUGCGACAACAUUUCCCGCUCUGUGACGCUGGGUCGCUUCACCGCCGACCCCGCCGACCUGCGCCGCGAGGCGGUGUCGCUGCUGCGGGGCCUGGGGGUGCCCCCCGAGGAGCUGCGCGGGGUGGGGCUGGUGGUGUCGCGGCUGGACAGCGACCCCGCCAGCACCGCCGGCAGGGCCUCCGCACCCGCACCCGCCCGGCUGCAUGCGCCCCCCCGCACCGCAUACGACGCCUCCAAGCCGCCCCCCUGGGCCGCCUUCUUCCAGCGCAAGGCCCAACAGCAACAGCAGCAGCAGCAGGGGGAGGGGGAGGCCGAGCAGAGCCCGGGGCGGCAGGGUGCUGUUGCUCCUGUCAGCCACACGGACCCCAGUAGCCACCCAGCAGACUCGCCGGCCCGGGCCUCCCUCCAAGGUGGACCACCUGGGGCUGGGGGUGGUGGGGGUGGUGGGGGUGCAGCAGCGGCAGCCGCACCUCCCUCGCCGCCGCCCCCGCUCGCUGCCGCUCCUUCCGCCUCACCUUCCACCUCCCCGCAGCAGCAGCAGCAGCAGCAGCUGCCCGGCUGGUACGCCUCUCGCUUCAACGAGUGGUCGCCUGUGUCGGCAUGGGAGCAGCAGCGUCGCCAGCAGCAGCAACAGCAGCAGCAGCAGCAGCAACACAAGCAGGGGGUCCUGGCCGCGUCACGCUCUCCCUCGCCCCCGCAGGCUGCAGACGUUGCGAGUGCAGCAGGAGCAGCAGCGCCUGCGGUCUCUACCGCCACGGUUGCUGCUGCCCUUCGGCCUCCGGCCCCGCGCGCUUCAGCCCCGGCAGCAGCCGUCCCGGUGGUGCGAGGUGCUGCGGCUGCGGGAGCUCCGGCUCCUGCCGCCCCGCAGGAGCAGCAGCAGCAGCAACGACCCCCACCUCGGCUGCACCCCAUGUUCGCCGCGCUGCUGUCCCUUCCUAGCGGCACACAGGAGCAGGGCAACGGGGGCGGAGGUCGGGAUGGUCGUGACGCUGCUGCCGGGGAUGGUAAGGCGGGAGCGCAGCCGCCGGAUGAGGAGGAGGAAGACGAAGGGCAGGAGUGGGGCGAGUCACAGCCCAAACAGGCUGCGCAGGCACCAGCAGUGGAAAGGGCGAGAGGGGG
Messenger RNA from Astrephomene gubernaculifera, 1185 nucleotides. Lineage: Eukaryota; Viridiplantae; Chlorophyta; Chlorophyceae; Chlamydomonadales; Astrephomenaceae. The record is from the annotation of a GenBank genome assembly.